Molecule: messenger RNA, 1262 nt
Organism: Nematolebias whitei (Rio pearlfish)
Lineage: Eukaryota; Metazoa; Chordata; Actinopteri; Cyprinodontiformes; Rivulidae
Gene: ncf1
Product: neutrophil cytosolic factor 1
Exons: 11
Coding region: 27-1262 (411 amino acids)
Biological process (GO): respiratory burst; superoxide anion generation
Cellular component (GO): NADPH oxidase complex; cytoplasm
Molecular function (GO): superoxide-generating NADPH oxidase activator activity; protein binding; phosphatidylinositol binding
Source: RefSeq, a predicted model, not a curated record
GCUCAGUCGUUCUGCACGACUUCAGCAUGGAGCUCUACGUCAGGCAUGUGGAGCUGCUGGGCUUCGAGAAACGCUUCUUUCCAAGUCAGCACUACGUGUACCUGCUGAUGGUCAAAUGGAGCGACCUCUCAGAGAAACUCAUCUACAGGACGUACCCUGAAAUCCACACUUUCCACAAAUCACUUAAGGAGAUGUUCCCCAUCGAGUCAGGACAAAUAGAAAAGAAGGACAGGAUAAUCCCCUCAUUACCAGCUCCACGGUGGCUGAACAGUGAGAAGUCCAGAGAAAACAGGAAGACCACCUUGGCCGAGUACUGCCAGUCGCUCAUCAACCUGCCGGCUCACAUCUCCCGCUGCAAACACCUCUCCGCCUUCUUCAAGGUCCGACCUGAGGACGAGAACCCCCCGGCUCCAAACACGCUGAAACGAUUCGAGACGUUUGUGGUGUCCAGGGAACUCACCAGAGGCACCGCAUCUGAGAUCUCUGGCCCCAUCAUCUUGGACACCUACAGAGUCAUCGCAGACUUCGAGAAAACGUCUAAAUACGAGAUCAAUCUGCACACCGGAGACCUCGUGGAAAUUGUGGAGAAAAGUCAGAACGGUUGGUGGUUCUGCCAGUGUGAGACCAAACGAGGAUGGGCUCCUGCCUCCUACCUGGAGCCUCUGGACGGACCCGAGGAGGCAGAGGAGGCUGAACCCGACUAUGAAGGAGAGCUGCACGUCACUGACCAGGCCUACAGGGCAGAGCAGGAGGACGAGAUUUCUCUGGACGUUGGAGAAACUGUGGAGGUCAUUCACAAACUGCUGGACGGCUGGUGGGUCGUCAGAAAAGGGGAUGAGACGGGUCAUUUUCCGUCCAUGUUCCUGCAGAAGGCCGACGACAAGACCGGACCUGUGAGGACGAACCUGCGGGGACAGAAACCCCCACCACGCAGGUCCACCAUCAGAAAUGCUAAAAGCAUCCACAGCAACUCCCGUCAGCAGCUCAGCCAGGAGGCCUACCGCAGGAACAGCCGUCGGUACCUCCAGCAGAAGGCCUCGCCGCGCAAGAACUCCAGGAGCUCUGCAAAGUCUCCGCUGAGGGAGAGGAAGAAUCAGGAGAACAUCCCUGAGGCGUCUGGUUCUGGCUCUGAGAGCGAGCUGAAGAAGGAGGCGCCGGUCAUCCCCCCACGGCCGAGCGCUGAGCUCAUCCUGGAGCGCUGCACCGACAACACCCGCAAGAGGGUCAGCAUCCACGAGUCCCGCUCCGGCUCGACCAGCUAG